CAAUCAGCAUUCACCAAUUUUGUCGAAACUUUUUCAAAAUCAAAACGCAUUUCGAAAUGUUAUCUGAAAUUUUAUUUACUUGCUGGUUUUAGCAAGUACAUCUUUGUACUAAACGAUAUUUAACUUUACAGUUUGCAUUAUCAUCAUUCGUUAACGUUUCGGAUCUACUGACGUAUCAAAGCAGGCAUGUUUUCGAGAAUAAAGCAAAAGAUAGCCCUUACUUUUUUAGCGCCAAAAAGCGAUCAAAUUUCGCAAACUUCAAAUCCCAAUGCCAACAAAUUCUCUCGCAGAUCAAAAAGCGUCGAGAGUCUUCAUCACUACACAGACGAAAAUCUAAGUUCAUCUUCAAAGGAUUUUUGCGAAAAGCAAAACGGAAUUAUAGACGAGAGUAAAAAUGGCCCGAAAAGCUACAGAACUCGAAACAAAGCAGAAAAAGCGGCUCAUAAUCAGCAGUUGACGGGGAACAAAAUCACUUCAACUGAUGGGGAAAAUCAGAGGAAAAGCGCGGAUAAAGAAAAAUUGAGGGAACAAACGCGAGAUUUGAAAAAAGAUGUUACGAAACUUUCAGAAGAAGUGAACAAUUUCAGAAAGGAGAGAAGAGAAAGGCGGAUUAGAGAGAUCCAAGAGGAUGAGGAGAAACAUAUCAACGCUAGGAAUAUAUCACCGUGCGUGAAUGAAUUGCAAAGUUCAGCAACCGAAUCGAAUAGCAACUACAGCAGUUAUUCAACAAAUCAAGGAAAAGUCAAUAAAUUAGCGCAGCUAAGACAACAAAAACUGGAUAAUCUCCGUGCAUUAAGAGAAGGCGUUAUCUACGAAGAACACUCGAGAGUUUCACAAAAUCUUGAAAAAUCUGGUUCUCAAACCGAAAUGGUUAACUCGUCAGGUGAUUUUAUGACAGAAAAUUUAGCAGAUUUGGAGAAAAAAUUCCUGUCGAAGAAAUUGAAGCAGUAUAUCUUUUGCUAUAAUGAAUGUGCAAACAGACAUUGGAGUUGGAGCAAGUUGCCGCUUGAUCAAAAGUCAGAAGCUUCAGAACCCUUUUGGGACGAAAGUUGGCAGCCUACUCAACCCCAAAUAGCCCAAAUAAUAGUUCACUCUGUUCGACAACACUCGUGCUACAACGAAAAUGUCAACAAUAACAUUAAUGACAGCAGUCCCAUGAAGCCGAAACGGAAACUUCACUCAAUUAGCAGACUCUUUAAUUUCUAUGAGAACACACUAGACGACACGGCAGAAGAUGUUUCGGCUGCAGAUCAAAUCGACGCCGUGAACGUUUCUGUUAACAUUGAUAUUGUCGCAUCAUCAAAAAAUGACGAUGUUAUGUCAUCGAACAAUGGUGUUGUUACAUCACCAAAAAUUGAAACCAUUACCUCAUCAAAAACAGAUGUAGCAUCAUCUAAAGCGGAUGUUAUGACAUCUGAAAACGAAGCAUUAAUCGAGCCGAAAGAUAACUCGCACCAUGCGAUGGAAAGAAUUCAGGGUUUACCAUGGGAGGAGAAUGUUAUGGACGGAAGUUAUGAUCACAGAAGAAACAUAUGCAUGUUUCAGGUGGAGUUCCUGGUGACAAGUACUGACACGUACCCCUCCAGCGAUGAGCAGCUGAUGAAGAAGAGGGAGGAGAGGAGGCGACUGGCCAGAGUAACCAGAAGGAAGUCCACUAUCAUAGGGGAGAAGGAAAUGAGCGACCAUAUUAGACUAUCCCACGAUACGGAUGAAGUUGACAGCCCGAUAGUGGAACCCGAGAGCCUCACGGCUGGCAACGUGGCCAGACUGAAGGCCGAGUUCAAGAAGAACAGCGAACAGAUAGCCAACUCACUCGUGGCCGACUCCAAAAACGCAUCUCCGAAGAGAGGGGCGGGGGAGGGAGUUAAGAAAGUGGAACACCACGAGAAGGUGUCCCUAGUUUUCAAAGGAAAUGGGAAGUUCGGCACCAUCCUCAAAGCAGGUCAAACAGGUGCAGCCAAUGAGGACACUCUCUCGUUCCAGGGGGGCCCAGUGGACAUAGUGGCCAUGAGGGAAUUCUACGUAGAAGUGUCUCUCCUUUACCUCUUCUCAGAAGAAACUCUGAAUGAGACUGAGAUUGAAGUCAAAUCGGAAGGCCAGAAAGAGGUGGAGGAGUUAGGCAUGAGUGCAUUCAGUAGUAAUAAAGUGAGUCAACUGGUGGCCAGAUAUGCGGAGCAAAAGGGGGACACUCCGGACUGGAUGAGACAUACAAAGGCAGACAGCACUACUUCCGGGGCUAAAAGGACACAUUCGGAAGACGAUAUAGUGGAUCUGCAGCAGAAGAUGCAGUUGAACAAUAAAAGGAGACAGGAGGAGGAGAGAGUGAAGUGUGUGUGGACUUCCAGAAUGAGACACUUCAGAGACUCGAUCAAGGAACUGUUGGCUGCGAAGUUUCUCCCUGAUGCAAUUGUUGCAGUUUGCCCUGAAGAUACAGACUGCAAAACUCUGGAAAAGUAUCUCAAAAUUGAAAUUAAAUCCUGUGCCAAUAUCGUCAACGGGCUACCUAGUAAUUGGCCCAAUCUAGAGAGAGUUUUCAUAGUCCCGUUUUCCAGGAAAAAGGUGACUGAGUUUCAAGUUGGAAUGAAUAAUUUAGUGUUUAAUGUUUAGUUUUCGAAACUACUUUUGUUAUUCGUUUUAAAAUUACAGUUUAGGAUUUUAAUCUGAGUAUUUUAAUAAUUGAUUUAUGUUUUUUAUAUCUGAAAAACCAAGUUGAAUAAAAAUCUGAACCCCCAUUUAAU
This is a messenger RNA of Symsagittifera roscoffensis, 2738 nucleotides long. RefSeq lists its product as uncharacterized. NCBI's taxonomy places the organism in Eukaryota, Metazoa, Xenacoelomorpha, Acoela, Convolutidae. The coding region runs from base 187 to 2607 and encodes 806 amino acids. The record is from RefSeq and is a predicted model, not a curated record. The transcript is spliced from 9 exons.